AUGACCACGUCCACCAAGCCAUCGCUCUCAUCUGGUUCAUUCCGUCCGAAACUUCUCAAAUUUGCCCUUCAGAAUCGCAUGGAUAACUCGUCGAUACCAUCGCUGCGGAAGACUCAGAAACCUGCACCCCCUCCCUCGAAAACGGCCUCUGGCAAGGAGCAAUCAAACGAAGCCACCAAAAAGCAUGACACGACAGAUACACUCGUCAACCAGCCGGCCAUACAGACCUUCCACUUGGGCAUGUUCGAGAUCGGCAAGCCCCUCGGCAAAGGCAAGUUCGGCCGCGUGUACCUGGCGCGGGAGCGGCAGCAUAAAUUCAUUUGCGCAUUGAAAGUCCUACACAAGAGCGAACUCCAACAAGCCCGCGUGGAGAAACAGGUGCGGCGGGAGAUCGAGAUACAGAGCAACCUAUGCCACCCCAACAUCCUAAAGCUAUAUGGCCACUUUCAUGAUACCAAGCGUGUCUUCCUCAUCCUUGAAUACGCUGGCCAAGGUGAAUUAUACAAACACCUACAAAAAGUAACCCGAUUUCAUGAGCAGAAGGCAGCACAGUAUAUCGCGCAGAUGACAAGCGCACUCAUUCACCUGCACCGCAAAAAUGUUAUCCACCGCGAUAUCAAGCCCGAAAAUAUCCUUGUUGGUCUCCACGGUGAGGUUAAAAUCUCGGACUUUGGCUGGAGUGUACAUGCACCUGGCAAACGCCGGAAUACAUACUGCGGCACCCUCGACUACCUGCCACCAGAGAUGGUUACUUCAGGGAGUAUGGAUAAUUCCUAUGACGAAAAGGUUGAUCUCUGGUCUCUGGGUGUAUUGAUGUAUGAAUUCUUGGUGGGCGAGGCGCCGUUUGAGGAUAGUUUUGUCAUGACAACCCGAAGAAUCGCGAGGGCUGAUAUGACCAUACCCUCGUUUGUCAGCGAUGAGGCCAAAGAUCUCAUCCAGAAGAAGCUACUCGUCGUCGACCCCCAGCGAAGACUGCCCCUCGAGAAGGUUCAACAACAUCCUUGGAUUGUCAUGAACUGCGACAUGGGCGACAUGGGCGGCAAGGGCGACAAGGUCGCAAGAGGCGAAAACGGUGACAAGGUGGAGAAAGAUGUUGAGCCCAAGACUUGA
This is a messenger RNA of Diaporthe citri, 1110 nucleotides long. RefSeq lists its product as uncharacterized. NCBI's taxonomy places the organism in Eukaryota, Fungi, Ascomycota, Sordariomycetes, Diaporthales, Diaporthaceae. Bases 1 to 1110 code for a protein of 369 amino acids. Gene Ontology annotation, biological process: protein phosphorylation; regulation of cytokinesis; mitotic spindle organization. Gene Ontology annotation, molecular function: protein kinase activity; ATP binding. The transcript is spliced from 3 exons. The record is from RefSeq and is a predicted model, not a curated record. Gene Ontology annotation, cellular component: chromosome passenger complex; spindle pole centrosome; spindle microtubule.